Messenger RNA from Metarhizium robertsii ARSEF 23, 525 nucleotides. Its product is annotated as Membrane associated eicosanoid/glutathione metabolism-like domain protein. Lineage: Eukaryota; Fungi; Ascomycota; Sordariomycetes; Hypocreales; Clavicipitaceae. The transcript is spliced from 2 exons. Bases 1 to 525 code for a protein of 174 amino acids. Gene Ontology annotation, cellular component: membrane. The record is from RefSeq and is a predicted model, not a curated record.
AUGGCCGCCCUCCUCCCCCUCGACCUCUCCCAAAACCUCUCCCUCUUCACGGUUCCAUCUCCCCGUCCUCGCUCUCGCAAACCAAUCAACCCCCAAGCUAACAAGCCCCAGGUCCCCGCGGCAUUCGGCCUCGCCCUCAUCCCGCACCUCUACGCCGUAGGAUCAGCCGGCUUCACCAUCUACGACAAUUCCUACCCACGCGCCUACCGCGACACCCUGAUAAAAGACACGUCCAUUGACAAAGUCCGCAAGCAGCGCAUCCUCCGCGCAGAGGCGUGCUCCCUCAACGGCCUCGAGACCAUUGGCCUGUACGCCGCGUCCGUCAUUGUCGGCAACUACGCCCAGCUCGGUACUUCUACCCUAAACAGCCUGUCCAUCGGGUAUCUCGUGUCUCGGUGCGCCUACACCCUUUCCUACGUCUUCAUCCGGAACCGGAGACUGUCGUGGCUGAGGACGGCCAUCUGGCAGGUUACCGCUGCGUACAUUGUCAUGUUUUGGGUUAAGGCGGGAUAUAAGCUGCUAUAG